AUGAGCCAAACUUCGAUUGAGCUGCGUCAAGACCCGGGCCGUGAAGAGGGCUUUGCUUCUUCGGGUCUUGACCUUACGAGCACUCACGAGAACGAAGCUUCUUCUCUUCCACCGGUUGAUGGCGGGAAGGAUGCGUGGUUGUUCUUGGCGGCUUCUUUUAUGGUUGAGGCUCUUACAUGGGGCUUCCCGUUCGCAUUCGGUGUAUUCCAAGAUUACUACAGUACCAAUGCCCCCUUUGAAGGAUCGUCAGCCAUCGCCGUCAUCGGUACUUGUGCCAUGGGUAUCAUGUAUCUCGGCCUCCCCUUCACAAUGAGCCUUCAACGUCUCUACCCAAGACAAAGCCGCUGGUCUCCGAUGAUCGGCCUCUUCAUCAUGUGCAUCGCCCUCGCCCUAAGCUCAUUCUCACAAAACACCACUCAUCUCAUCCUCACCCAAGGCGUUCUCUACGCCAUCGGUGGUUCCAUAUCAUACUGUCCUUGUAUCCUUUACAUGGACGAAUGGUUCGCCAAGCGUAAGGGGUUUGCGUUUGGAAUCAUGUGGUCUGGGACCGGUCUUGCGGGCUUUGCUUUACCACUUCUUUUUGAGAAAUUUCUGCAUGAAUAUGGGUUUCGCACCACCUUGAGGAUUUGGGCGGUUUCUUUGUUCUUGUUGACGUUGCCGUUGGCGUAUUUCAUCAAGCCGCGUUUGCCGUACUCUGCGACGAGGCAUAUUAAUCCUUUCAAGUUGGGCUUUGCGUUGAGACGAAACUUUUUGCUUCAUCAACUGGCUAACAUUGCCCAGGCUUUGGGCUUCUUCUUGCCUGGGAUCUAUCUCCCGUCGUACGCUCGGACUGCUCUUGGAGCCGGGUCUUUUGCGUCUGCUCUCACAGUUCUUCUUAUCAAUGUCGCUUCAGUCUUUGGCUGCGUUGCCAUGGGGGCACUUACAGAUCGACUACAUGUUACAGACUGCUUCAUGAUUUCAGCAGCCGGUACAACACUGAGCACAUUUCUCCUCUGGGGCUUCUCAACGAGCCUGCCCAUUCUGUAUGUCUUCUGCAUAUUCUACGGCAUCUUUGCAGGUUCAUACACAUCAGCCUGGACAGGCAUCAUGCAAAUGGUAUCAUCAACACCCUCCAACACUCGUACUAGCGGAACAUCAUUUGAUCCCGCCAUGGUACUAGGCGUCCUCUCAGCGGGACGGGGAAUAGGAAACAUAGCGUCCGGCCCAUUAAGUGGAGCGUUAAUAAAGGGGAUGCCGUGGCAGGGCCAAGCAGCAGGUGGAUACGGAACAGGAUAUGGCACGCUGAUUGUAUUUACCGGUGCCACGGCAUUGGCCAGUGGCGCCACAUUUAUCUUUAGAAGGGUUGGAUGGAUGUGA
Messenger RNA from Fusarium oxysporum Fo47, 1356 nucleotides. RefSeq names its product major facilitator superfamily domain-containing protein. The transcript has 3 exons. Lineage: Eukaryota; Fungi; Ascomycota; Sordariomycetes; Hypocreales; Nectriaceae. Gene Ontology annotation, biological process: transmembrane transport. Gene Ontology annotation, molecular function: transmembrane transporter activity. The coding region runs from base 1 to 1356 and encodes 451 amino acids. The record is from RefSeq and is a predicted model, not a curated record. Gene Ontology annotation, cellular component: fungal-type vacuole membrane.